CACUAUAAACAUCCCCACCUGAAUUUUGACAAAAUUAAAGGUGCAUGCAUUCUUGUUCCCAUCUUUUUUUCUAGUUGCUAAUGACGUAUAACUCCACUUCUCAAAUCUCAACACCCUAUCUUUUAAACAAAGAUAAAUCCAUAAGCAAUUCCAACUCUCUCAAAAACAAAGACCAAGAGAAACUCUCUCUGUGAGAAAUUGAAAUCAAUAUGGGUGCCAUUAGUUUCUUGGACACCAUAUUAGUCCCCUUGAGUCUUUUCAUCACAAUUGGCUAUCAUUUCUAUCUUUGGCACCACUUGAAGCAUAAACCUUCUCGCACCACCAUUGGUAUGAAUAUACUCAAGAAGAGAUCUUGGCUGCGAGAGCUCAAUCAAGGAAACGAGAAGAAAGGCACGUUAGCUGUACAAAGCUUAAGAAAUGCACUAAUGGAAACAAUACUCACGGCAACAAUCACAAUGAUCAUAACUUUAGCAUUGGCAGCUCUAACAAACAACACUUACAACGUGAGAAACCUCUUUACUAGUGCUUUCUUUGGAUCACAAACAGGGAAGAUAAUCGUGUUGAAAUAUGGCUCAGCAACUAUUUUCUUGUUGGCAAGUUUCUUGUGUAGUUCUUUGGCACUUAGUUGUUUGAUCGAUGCUAAUUUCUUGGUCAAUGCAUUGGGGGAAUUUUCCAUAAAUCCAAUGUAUACAGAGACAGUAUUUGAAAGAGGAUUUACAUUGGCUUUUGUAGGGGAUAGAGUGCUUUGCAUGGCUUUUCCUCUUUUGUUAUGGAUGUUUGGCCCUGUGCCUGUGGUUGUGUCUUCUUUGGCUUUGGUUUGGGGAUUACAUGAGCGUGAUUUUGCUGGAAAUUUGUCAAGAACUAUGAAUAAGAGUUGUAUUUGAAUAAAAAAAAGUUUCUAGUGUUGGUUAUUAA
Nicotiana tabacum (common tobacco) is the source of this 915-nucleotide messenger RNA. Lineage: Eukaryota; Viridiplantae; Streptophyta; Magnoliopsida; Solanales; Solanaceae. The record is from RefSeq and is a predicted model, not a curated record.